Molecule: messenger RNA, 1390 nt
Organism: Carcharodon carcharias (great white shark)
Lineage: Eukaryota; Metazoa; Chordata; Chondrichthyes; Lamniformes; Lamnidae
Product: protein ADP-ribosylarginine hydrolase-like
Exons: 3
Coding region: 154-1263 (369 amino acids)
Biological process (GO): protein de-ADP-ribosylation
Molecular function (GO): ADP-ribosylarginine-[protein] hydrolase activity; magnesium ion binding
Source: RefSeq, a predicted model, not a curated record
GAGUUGAACAAAAUGCUCCUCGUGCCGUUGGAACUCAGGAAGAGAGGUUUCCUUCAGUAAGAUGGCGGCCCGGCCGAGCCUCGCUUAGAGCAGCUGCUGACGGAAAUGCGGAUUGAGUAGUCGGAAUCAGUUCGUGCAGCAGUCAGGUUUGAUAUGUUGGAGCCUCUGCUUCAGCGGUAUGUGGCGGCCAUGGUGUUGAGCGGGGUGGGAGAUGCGCUUGGUUACCGGAACGGCUCCUGGGAGUUCUGUACGAGUGGGGAGGAGAUACACAGCCAGCUCCAGAAGCUGGGCGGCCUCCGCCACAUUGAUGUGUCCGGCUGGAAGGUGAGCGAUGACACCGUCAUGCAUCUGGCCACGGCUCAGGCCCUGGUGGCCAGCAAAGGACCCAAGGAAACCAUGGAAACGCUAUAUAGCAGACUGGCUCGGGAAUACCAGGAAUGCAUGAAGGACAUGGCAGGGAGAGCGGCAGGUGACACGUGUAUGAAUGCUGCCAGAUUAUUGAAACCAGAUCGUUCUGAUGGGUGGAAGGUCUCAUUCAAUCCGAGAGGGGGUGGAUGUGGUGCUGCCAUGCGGGCCAUGUGUAUUGGACUGCGAUUUCCCCAUCCUGAUGAAUUAGACAAGCUGAUUGAAGUAGCUGUUGAAAGUGGUCGAAUGACUCACCACCACCCCACUGGCUACCUGGGCUCGGUGGCUGCAGCGUUGUUCACAGCAUAUGCUGUGAAUAAGAAACCUGUAGUGAGCUGGGGAGCGGGCCUGAUGGAGGUGUUGGAGAAAGCAAAGAGCUACAUAGCAAAAGCUGGGCAUUAUGCUGCUGAGAAUCUGGCUGCAUGGCCCUACUUUGAAAACCAAUGGAAGAAGUACCUUCAGGAUAGAGGAAUUCUGGAUGGGAUAUCCAAGCCGACUUUCCCCGAGCAAUAUGAUGUGAUUAAACGUGACAAAUUCUACACCUCUGUCAGCUACUCGGGUUGGGGUGGGGCCAGUGGGCAUGAUGCUCCCAUGAUAGCUUAUGAUGCCAUCUUGGGCUCAGGCAAUUCCUGGGAAGAGCUAUGUAAUAGAGCAGUUUUCCAUGGUGGUGACAAUGAUUCUACUGGUGCUAUAGCUGCAGCGUGGUGGGGGGCGAUGUAUGGAUUUGAUGAUGUUCCCAUAUCCAACCACAAAGGCCUUGAAUAUCGGAGCAGGUUGAAAUCACUAGCAGAGAAAUUGUUCUAUUUAAGCCAUCCAAGUUCUUGCUCAUCACAAGAGUCAGAUGAAAUACAGUGUUGAGUAAGGCUCCAAUUUUGCCUUAUAAACCCAGGCUUUGAUUCCUCUGUUUCACUUUCGUUAGAAUGUAGCUAGCCUGUACCUGAAACAUGGCCCUUUAAAGUUCAAAGAUUAAAGUUCUGUUAUAGAU